AUGUUUUUGCUUUUAUUUAGCCCUCAUGGAAGGAAAUUCACUUCUAAAUCAACCCUUGCAAAGUUUCUUCUUAGUAAUGGCGAAAGCAGACUGAACAUAGAGGAAUUUGAUUUUACAUGCCCUGAUGAAAACAGUGUGCCUUAUUAUCUUGUACCGCCAUCCCCAUCUGAAGAACUGGGUUGCAAAGAUGUAUUUGGCAACCACAGAAAUAAUCGUAAAUCUGCUGUUUUGAGCUCUAGAUCUGAUGCACAGAAUAAUGAUAGUCAAACUGAGGUUUUCGGUUCUGUGAAUGAAAGAUUGGGAUGUCCUGCUUCUGAGGACACCCUUGCUGGUAAUGAGCAAUGCAUUACUAAAAAAAAAUAUCGAAGAACUAGAAGAAAGCUCUCAACAACCAAGAACAUUCCAACAAAGAAAGGCAGGAAAGCAUCUGAAUGUAAUGAAAUGUCAGCAGAUGGACAAAAACGAUCAAGAAAAAAGGCAACCAACUGUCCUGUGUCCAGUCAAAACAAUGAGCACUGUGUCAUCUGGAAGACUGAAAACUGCAAAAAUAAGGAGUAUAUUCAGAAACCUGAAGAAAAAGUUGCUGGAAAAACAAUGAGAGGCAAAAAGAGGAGCUGUCUAAAAAUAAAUAUAGGGGCUGAUUGGAAGACUGAACAUCCUCUACCAGAGGCACAAUUCCCAGAAAAGUUACAUCAUGACAAACUGGAACAAGAUGAGUUUGCCACCAUAUCAUCCAGCAGCCUCAGUAGUUAUGAAGAAGGAAAACCUAAGGAAAACUCACAGUCCAGUUCUGAACACUUAAAAUCUGAAUAUUUGGCUAAUGAAACAGAUACUGGGAAGUCACAGUCUGACGAUGACGAAACAUAUACACUGGUAAAGAAAAAGAAAGUUAAACGUGUUCCUAAAACACAGGUAGAAAAAAGAAAGAAAAGUCCCUAUUUUUCUGCUAAACUCGCCAAAGAAGCUCUUAGUCCUCCAAGACGCAAAGCAUUUCGCAAGUGGACCCCACCUCGUUCACCAUUUAAUUUGGUUCAAGAAACUCUCUUUCAUGAGCCCUGGAAACUUCUUGUUGCCACUAUUUUUCUCAAUAGGACAUCAGGUAAAAAGGCUAUUCCGGUGCUUUGGGAAUUCUUAGAAAGAUAUCCCUCUCCAGAGGUGACACGAGCAGCAAACUGGAAGGACAUAGCAGCACUACUUCAGCCUCUUGGCCUGUAUGAACUGCGAGCCAAGGCAAUCAUCAGGUUUUCAGAUGAAUAUUUGACAAAACAGUGGAAAUAUCCAAUAGAACUACAUGGAAUUGGAAAGUAUGGAAAUGAUUCAUAUAGAAUCUUCUGCCUUGGUGAAUGGAAAGAGGUCCAACCUGAAGAUCACAAGUUGAACUUCUAUCAUGCUUGGCUAAAAGAGAAUCACAAACAGCUGGGAGUGGACUGAAAAAACAACAGAAUGGAUUUAAAUGUGUACAUAUACGAGUGACUGUGUGCCUGUGAAGGGGAGGGAGAAAGACAGAAAGGGCUAAGUAUAGCUCUAAUAUCAAAAAUCUCUCUUGCUUGUUCAUCCUCUGUUAUUUUUCAUUUUUCUCUAAAACAGCAUCUCCCAGGACCACAUGUACUCUAUGCCAACACACGCCAAGAUAUAAGACUUAACAUUAUUAGAGUACACCUAGUACCUGAGUCAGUCAGUUCUGUACUACCUCUGAACACAGUUCAGAUCUGUAUCCUGACACACACUGGUGAAAAGUUCCUGUAUUCCAUGCUUAAAAGCAAUCUUCUAGUGAUCCAUGUGGCAAGUGAAUUAUAAACCAUGUCCCUUGUCAACAAUGUCUGUACUACUUGGGAGAGGAUUGUAAUGUGAAGCACUACCUUAAGUGCCAAUGUUUCAUCCAAACCACUUGCAGAUAUUUUUGGAAAAGAGUUCUGGCCUGCCUUGCUUUGCAGAAUGUAGUGGCAAUUGAAGGUUCCUUGGACAUGGAGCAUUGCAAGGGUCCUACACACAGCCCUUGUUGUCUACCAGAGACCCAUCAGAAAGCUCACAAUUUAGAGGGGAGGCCUGUAUCACAUCCUCCUAAAGAUAUGCCUGUUUUAUUUCAAAAAUGUCCCUUUGAUCUUCACAAAUGUUAGCUAAUGAGGACUCGAACUGAAACUUGUCUUCUACUUCCAAGGAUAAUGUCUUCUACUUCCUCCCUAAAAGGUGCAUUAUAGGGUGUAGGCACUGCUCAUCCUAUUGUGGAUUGGCUUCAGCAAGCUGACUGGCUUGAUUUCAAGGAACAGUCCCUGGAGGUAUCUGACAGUUGGUCAUGGGUAAUUCAGUCUGAGGGCUCUUCUUCCAGGAUGUCCCCUCUGAGCUCAGCAAAAUCUGAUAGCUGAUAUUGAAAGGCUAUGCUGGAUCUUCCCAUUCAAGGGCUCAUGGUUAAGGACUUACGUAUUAAACAGAUGCUUGUAGUGUGGUAGGAGUUAUAGGUAUGGAAAAGUGCAUUUACAGACUAUAUCCUGGUGCAGUUGUUUUGCUUGGUGCAGGCAUCGCAUGUUCUUAUAUUCCCUUUGACAAGCCCGCUGCCAAGUUUUGGAUUCUUGUCAUUCAACCUUCAGUCCUGAUAAUCCCUGUGCAAGCCUAUUUACAGGCUUAUCAUUAGAGCUGGUGAAGGGCAGGGAACUUCAUUACACUUGGAAUCCUGUCAGAAGUCAGUGGACUAGUAAGUUAUCUUUGAGAUGGAUAAGAACAGUAACUCCUCUUCAGCCUGUAGCCCCCCACCCCCACCUCAGACAACCCCUUCAGAAAGAUCUUAAGGCUUAUGAAGCUCUGUUUGGACUGGUUUGUGGCUGUAUUCCUUCCUCUCAGAAAGACCUGGUUGUGCAUCUGAGGAUGAAAGAGAGGAGCCUUGGUUCAUCCUGCUGUGGAGUUUCUCAUCAAGAAUGCCAUUAUUGCUACCUGCAAGCACAGAAAUGCUGCUACUGUAUUCAUCAAGAAGAUAUAUGCUGUCUGUAAGCCCCCGAUUUAAGUGGAGCAUCCUCUGUCUUACUCCUUUGUGAUCUCUCUUUGGUCCAGCACUGGCCUUUGAAACCACAAGAAUUUGCCACCUCAUCAUCAGAUAAGUCUAAAUGCCUAGACAAAGAUGGCAAGAGCUUACUGCUCUGCCAUAUUGGGGUUCAGAGCCCUCAAUUAUUUGUUUCACCUCUCCAUAUUCUAGUUCUGCCAAGUGGAUAAGGCACAGGAGAAAUUUUUCUCCCAUUCCCCUGAGUUGAGUUUGAGCUUAAAGAAGAAAUUAGUUAAUAUUCUGUGGCUUCCACAGUGGCUUUCCAUGUGACCUGCUGCAGUUUUCUCUGUUCAUAUGUUGUAGCUGGUGCCAAAGCUGUGGUGCAUGCCUUUGGAGGAUGGUUGAGUUGAGUCCAUCUUCCCUUAUGAAGGAGCUCAGAAAUUCCAUCCUGAACAUAUUUUUCAAGGGAGAGGUUCUUUUUGUGCAAUCAUUUCAUGAUCUAAUAGAAAAUAGAAGCCUUCCACUGUUGGAAGACCUUUAAAGUCCUCCUUCAGUUCCCUGUUGUCAAUUCCUUUUCCUCUUUCUGGAUUCAGACAACCCCUAAAGAUGUAGAAGCCUCCUCACAGACCAAGGAAGACUUUUGAAUAAUCUCACAGGCUUCCUUCUCUGCCUUUUAAAUCACCACCAAGGUGGAUAAUCCAAGAGGCCCAAUUGUCUCAGUCCUGAUUGUGCUCUGUGGCUGUCCUUAAGGGGUGGUUUCCCAACUUUGCCUUAGCUUGUAGCUCUAUUACAGAAGACCAUUGAGUUCUGGAUAUAGUCAUGGUUGGCAGCAUCUUACAGCUCUUCGAUUCCUCUUGGAAACAGCUCUUAUAAGAGACCACAUUUUGUUUACAAGACCUCUUUGUUCAGGACCUGGUUGUACUCUUGAAAGUAGCUGUAGAAGCAAUCAUCGUUUGAGUAAAGCUGUUUUACUUCUCUCCUUUUCUGGUUCUGAAGGAGAACAAGCUUUUCCAUCUUGUCUCACACAUGUGAAACUUAAAUAAGCACAUCAAAUACAUGAUGUUCAGGAAGGUAACUUUCUAGUUGGUCAUAUCUUACUGCUGCGAGGAACCUGGAUGAUGUUAUUGGACAUGAAGGAUACCUUCUAACAUAUUGCUCUCUGGAGUUGUUACAGGAGAUGCCUUUGAUUCACUGUAAGUGGACAUCACUUCCAGUACAGGAUGGUGUCAUUUGAAUUUUCCUUUGUGCCAAACAAAUUUGACAUGGCACUGCCCAUGAGGCUCAAAAGCUAGGUGCUAGAAGAGUUGGCAAGGAAAGGGGGGUGUGAGUGAAUGGCUGAUGCUAGCUUACCCAUCCUGGGUGAGAGAGUCUAGCUUUCUGCAUUGCUGGCUGCUACUGAAGAGAGGUGAUCCUGACUUAUUACAGAUGUAUUAUUGUGGUCUCAAUUAUUCUGUGGUCAGGUUGCAUGUGUUCAUUAUGACCUUAUGGAGAGCACAGUUGUGGCCCGGCACAGGCUGAUUCAGGCAGUUUGUAUGCCAUGAUUGACAAGCAUGUCCCUCCCCUGUUCAAGUCUGCUGUUUUGGCAGCAUUGAAGGUUAUAUCUUGGAAAGUGAUUUUUUUUCUGGUGGCUGUCACUUCUCCUGGCAAAGUCUCAGAAGUGCACAUGCAGGGAACAAUAUGUGGCCUUUCACUAGGUUCAGAUAAUCUGUGGAUCAGCCCACAUGUCCUACCAGUAGUGGUGUCUGAAUUUUCUCUGAACCACUUCACUCAUUCAUGCUUUCUUCACAGAGGUGAAAAUCAGAGAGGAAAGAGCCCUUCACAACCUUCAUGAGCACUGUCAGUUCAGGCUUUACCUGAAGCAAGUGCACAUGCUUGGGAAAACAAAACAACUGUAGAUCUCAAUUACUUCAGGGAGGAAGGGCUUCCAUUCAUUAUGGAAGCCCCUUCCAAGUAGACUACCUACUGCAUUAUCUUUUACCAUCAUCCAUUGGAUUGCUUAUAUUGGAAUAUACUGUAGCAAGAGAUCCUUCCAGUAGAGGCAAGACUGCAUCUCGUGUGUCCUUCAAAAAUGUCUUCACUAUAGACACUUUUUGCUUUGAACCAUUGGUCUUUAAUGUACAUCUUCAUUAUUACCUCAUUCAUGACAUUUGUACUUCAGGACUCAACCUUCAGAUCCUCAGCUUUUUGGCUGUCCUUUAGCACCUUCUACCCUGGUGGAUUUAUUGCUCGAAAUUCAACCUAGUUUAUGACCUAUGAAGGAGUCCCCUCUUCCAUGUUAGAUAUAGCAGAAGCACUCUGACUGUAUCAGUUUAUGUGUGAGAAACCCUUCCUUGGGUCCUUCCAUGUGCCCUCAUGUCAAAUCUGUUUGUCCAGAUUGCUUCUUUUCAAGCCUACCUGUUAGAUUUUCCUGUAUAUUGGGUUACUGUAUACUCAUUUAGUUGAGUCAAAGUGGUAUGUUACAAGCGUAUGGCCUACGCAUGCUGUUAUACUGUGGUUUGUGAUCAUAUCUUACUACUGUUAGGUAGUGAUGGGCAUGUGCUUCCUAAGCAUGCGAGCAUUCAGGAAAAACUGCCAAACUGGAACAAAACAGAGGAUGAACCCAAAUGUUUACUCAUAAAGGUGAAUCCCCCUGUAGAUCACCUGGUACAAUAAGAAUACAUCUGUUGGCUGCAAAUAUAUUAUAUAUGGGCCAAGACAUGUCCUGACUGGAUAUUUUUAAGCAUCAUUUUGGACUUCCUUUUCUGUGUGCAUCAGAAUUCAGUAAGUUUUAGUAGUACUGGAGAGAUGAGUCAUAUACUAUAAUGUGUAUAAAGCCACUUUUAGAAAAACAGUGUUUUAAGCUUGAGAGAGUAAUACAUUUGGCUAGAUGUCACUCAUCUUGCCACCACAAGCCUCAGAUCAAGUGUGAUGAACUGUGGAAUCAUAUUGCAGUCUAUAACUGUUUAAACAUGAUUUUGUACCAUUGAUGGGAUAUGAGAUUAUAUUUAUAUUGUACUGAGUGUGUCAUUCUGAAUAUUCUAGUUGUUGACCACAACAAGGAAAAAUGCAACAACAGACUGAAGUUUAAAGUGAGCUUCUGUUUUUACCACAACAUAAAUAAAUAUUGUUAGGACAAUA
This is a messenger RNA of Protopterus annectens (West African lungfish), 6088 nucleotides long. RefSeq names its product methyl-CpG binding domain 4, DNA glycosylase (gene MBD4). The coding region runs from base 1 to 1431 and encodes 476 amino acids. NCBI's taxonomy places the organism in Eukaryota, Metazoa, Chordata, Ceratodontiformes, Protopteridae. Gene Ontology annotation, biological process: DNA repair. Gene Ontology annotation, cellular component: nucleus. The transcript is spliced from 6 exons. Gene Ontology annotation, molecular function: pyrimidine-specific mismatch base pair DNA N-glycosylase activity; DNA binding. The record is from RefSeq and is a predicted model, not a curated record.